Messenger RNA from Cladocopium goreaui, 849 nucleotides. The record is from the annotation of a GenBank genome assembly. Lineage: Eukaryota; Dinophyceae; Suessiales; Symbiodiniaceae.
AUGCCGAGAGCAAUCGAUGUGUGGAUGCAACAUCCCACGCAACGCUUCCUGACGGAUUCCAUCUUCGACUCCUUGCAUCGUUGGAAUCGCAUGGAUGUCUCAGUUCUGCAGAAGCCGGAUCAUCCCGUCUACAGUCCCCAGAUGUCGCUCAGCAGCAUGGACGCGGGCGCGGUGGACUUGGGUCUGGCUUGCGCCUGGUAUGGCCCUGAGGGGACCAUGAUCUCGAACGAAGAUGUGAAGAAACUCUGCGAGGCAGCCCCGGGGCGUUUCCUGGGCGUGGCCUCGGGCGACAUCCGCGACCCGGUGCGCUGCGUGGCGGGCAUCAAGCACUACGUGCAGAAGCACGGCUUCGUGGCGGUGCGGAUCCUGCCCUGGCUUUGGGAGCGCUAUGCGGAUGAUCGUCUUUUCUAUCCCAUCUACGCUGCGUGCGUGGAGUUAGAUGUGCCCUUGUGCUUGCAGGUGGGCCACACAGGCCCCCUGCGGCCCAGUGACUUCGGGCGACCCAUUCCCCACCUGGAGCGGGUGCUGCUGGAUUUCCCACAGCUGACGGUCGUGGGGGGCCACAUUGGAGCGCCCUGGGUGGAGGAGAUGAUUUUUUUGGCCGGCAAGUUUCCAAAUCUCUACAUUGAUACUUCAGCCUAUGUUCUUUCGAGAUACCCCAAAGCGCUGGUGGAGUACAUGCGCGGCCGCGGUGCCAAGCGCGUAAUGUAUGGAUCGAACUAUCCCAUGGUGCAGCACCACGCGAUUUCCCAACAGCUGGAGCUGUUGAACCUUCAGCCCGAGCAGAUGCAGCUCUUCCUGCGUGGAAACGCCGAACGGGUCUUCAAGCUGCAAAAGCCACGCUUGUGA